AUGUCCUUCAGCACCGCCCUGCAGUCGCUGCGCUUGCCAGUAGCUAGGUCGGUCGCAACGGUUCACCACCACCGAACAGCUGUUUCAGCCACUUCGGCAUCAUUCUCGAAUCGCAAAAGCAAAAUCACUCACCGAUCGCUCUCGUCUGCAACUACAAGCAGCGCCAGUCAGUCGUCACGACCGCACGCACCGCACGGACGUCUUGACCAACGCACUGCAGGACCGUCUCGGUGCUUCUGUACAUCGCAUCGACUGCAGAAGGCAUCGGAGCUUCCUCUGGAAGAGCUGCAUUAUCAACGUUCUCUCGAUUCUUACCGACCAGCUGCUCAUGAGUUUUGGCAACACGGUGACACUUCUCAAUCGCUCGUCCCAGCUGCGGGACGAUCAUGCCGUACCGGUCACCAUAGUGCAGUACCGGCACGGUCAAUACGAGAUCUGAUUAGCGACGAUCAUCACCAGUCUUCUUUGCACAAUUCGUCCUACAACGACUUUUUCACAUCUUCGGUGCGACAAAACACAGAGCCUGACACCGCUGACUCUCCACCUCCGCCAACCGCCGGUCAGGACGCCAACUUACGGCUAACAUACAUCGACUCUUUAGAACGUCCAAAACUUGAGGCUUUUGAGAACCGGGUCCGGCUCCUCAUACGAUCCGGCGAGCGCUCCUUGCCAGCUUUGUGCGCCGAAAUAGGCGUGUGCAGGCCAGAACAUCGAGAACAACUCUGCUGCCACAUCAUGUCGCAAUGUGUCAAGCAGUCUCAGGAUGCACAUAUAGUAUGGGAUCUCUAUCGAUCCUGGACGACUACUCGGCUUACCGACACUGCUGACUCUCAAUCAACACGCUCCGUGCUCCGCCGCAUGCAAGGUAACGCGCUCUACCGAUGCGCCACCUAUCUACAAGCUGCCGGAUUGAACCGUCAAGCAGCCACAAUUGCAGCUGAUGAGCGACUCAAACCUUCUCAAUCUCGGUACUUGCUAGAACGAUUGAUCUACGAUCUCAAGCUACCAAGCGCGGUAAAUACAAUGCAACAAGAUUUCGAUCGGGAAACGGCCCCCUUUUCGGUGCCGACAGCCACCAUCCAAAUUUCAACAGCCUCGUUUGCAGCCGCUGAUUCGCGGCUUACAGUUCGCAAGAUGUGUGAUGCCAUGAUCAACCUGACGGCAGACGGCGUCACGUUCAAGCGCAAAACGGUCAAUCGCAUGUUCAAGUUGCUUUGUCUGACGCGAGCAAGGAGUCACGUUGUUCGUCUUUUGCGAGUCGCACAACGACGCGCACAGAUCGAUUCACAGCAUCUUGACCUGAAGACAGGCGCAAGGUACGACGGUGGUCUACGAACAGCAGGAGGCUUCUCUCGCUUGCGGCCGAAGACGUGCAGACUGCCGCAAGUGGUGUCUUCCAAAGUCAUGGAAGAGUCCCUGCGUUUGCUGUGCACACAGGACUCGAGCGGCGCCAGGACAGCGUAUGAAGUACUCGUCGCUCUCGACGCAUCGCAAAGAACACCCGUCAUGUACGAUACGCUCAUGACCGUGUAUGGCAACGCCCCCAUCACUCGCACUGGAUCGACGGCAAUCGACGCGUCAAGCAUCAGCAGCAGCAACGCCAGCGUCGGCUAUACCAAGGUUGACGAACAGCUUUGGCGCGAGAUCUGUACAUUUGAUCACAUCGGUGGACCGACUCUGCACACCAUGUCGGCACGCAUUAUUUGCCAUGCGCGUAAACGCAGAAUGGAUCUGAUCAAAUCGGAUCUCAACUUUGUUCGCACGAGCAAGUUGGGCAGCAUCCAUGACUUGAACGAGAAUGCCAAGCUCAGCAUUGUACGCUGCUGCAUCGAGACUGGUUCGCUCCUGGUUGGGUUUCGAUAUGCAUCGACGUUGUUGUCCCCGGCGAUUGCUGCAGGGAAUGAGCGGUUUCAGUCGAAAAUGAUCGCUACAUUGUUGCGUGCUGCACAGCACAUCCACAUCACACUUCCAUCCACAUUGCCGACGUCCGUUUCCAAGUCAUCCUCAUCGUCGCCAUCACGCGCUCAACUACUCAAACGUUUCCUGCGACACUUUUCGCACCUCUAUCGAAAGAUGAGCGUGCUACAACCGGACAUGCAGACGCUCAACCUCUUCAUUCAGCUGCUCGACAGGCACCAGGCAUGGAUCAAACCAUCGACGCUAUGGAACAUGUUGCGCUUGAUUGCUGCGUAUUUCAAGCAAGGCGACCAGAGGCUGAUCAACGUGCUAGAGGCGUUUGUAGAGGCGUUUGAGAGAAGGGAUGAUAUGUGCUCGGCGCAAGAGCUGCGCGGGUUGCUCAGCAAAUUGCGGCAGGCGCAGAGUGGAUGA
Molecule: messenger RNA, 2328 nt
Organism: Mycosarcoma maydis (corn smut)
Lineage: Eukaryota; Fungi; Basidiomycota; Ustilaginomycetes; Ustilaginales
Exons: 1
Coding region: 1-2328 (775 amino acids)
Source: RefSeq, a predicted model, not a curated record